Molecule: messenger RNA, 6528 nt
Organism: Cyanistes caeruleus (blue tit)
Lineage: Eukaryota; Metazoa; Chordata; Aves; Passeriformes; Paridae
Source: RefSeq, a predicted model, not a curated record
CCUUUAUCUUUGGGAGAAGAGGAAGAAAUGAGACAAAAUUUGCAUGAGCAUUUACAGGAAUUUUCUGAGUUCACACACUUUCUGGGAAACAUAUUUGUAUAAUAUCUCCUGACACCCCAAAAGCUUCUUUAGAAGGCUAGAUACUGAUGUUCUGACAGUCUUUUGUAGUAAAAGAAAUAAUUUAAGCUGUUUUGAAAAUUUAACCAAACUCAAUUAAUUUGGAAAUCAAGUCUCAAUAUUUGUCUUUCAGAUAUGAACUUUGCAUUUUGGAAUUGAUUCCCUUAAAGAGGUUUGAAUACCUCAGCUACUUCAGCUACGUAACUUAAUAGCUUAAUGUAAGGGAGGAAAAAAAUAAGGGUUGGGACAUGACUGUAAUUGCAUAUCCAAGCAUGUCUUUCAUAGCAGAGGUGAAUAGUGCACAGUUCUUGUCCUCUGUCUCUGCUACAGAAUGACAAGCUGUUAUAGGAGUAGAUAUUGGCACAGCUGGAAAUCUGUUCAAAGGGGUUGCAAAACAGGAUAGAGAUCAUCAGUUGAGGCAGAACACAACUAUGGCCUAAAGACCUUGUGUCCUGUUUACUGAAAGUUUAUAGUCAGAGAAAUAAACAGAAAAUUCUGGGAAGAGAGUGCAUGGGGAGCAACGUCCUCACUUGGAUACUUGGCAUGCUUAGCUUGAGUAGGUUGUACAGCUGCUGGGGCCUGUAAAGAACAGCUGAGACUCCCAUUUGCUCCUUGGAGCUAAACUUGAAGCAUCUGCUCUAUUGGGAUUGCAAUAAGGGUGUGAGUGUGGCUGAUGUAUGUUAAAAACCUGGUUCCUAAGAAAUGCAUAACUUAGGAUAAACACAGCUGGCAUACUCUGAUCCAAGACCAAAUACCUGCAGAGUCUGUCUAUGCUGUGGGUGCCUCAGAGAUGCAGAGAACACACUGAAUCUGCUGGUAUUACAAGGUAUCAGGUGUUCCUUCUUUGGGAUUUUCAGAAGUGCUAAGCAUAGCUUCCUUAUCUGCAGCUCCCUGACCUCAACAGAAAGCAGAAUCCAUGUAGUGCUGAAGCAUUAAGAAUUCCCACACAUGAAGUAUGUUCCCUCAGAUAAUGCAAAGGAAGGGUGUGCUCUGCCUUGGAAACUUCCCCCCUAGAAAAUAAGGUAGAAGGUUAAAUCAGUAGUUAGCAGAGUUUGCACUGUGAUGAUCUGCUGGAAAAGCUACAUUUGUCCACAGUUCAAGGAUACCCACCUGUAGUGCUUUUCAGAGCAGGAGACUAAAAAGCAAAAUGCAGGACUGUAUACUUGUUAUAAAUGAUAAAAUAGUGUUGGCUUCCACAUUCAUAGGUUAGCUUUUUGCAUCACAAGUAUUUUGAUAUAGUACAACUUAUACUUACUUUUAACUGCUUUAUAUAAUCUGUCAGUUUAUGUAUGCAUUGUAUAGUUCAUAUGAAUAGUAGUAUAAUAAAUAUAUUAUAGGCCUUAGCAAAAUGUUGAAAGAGAGACUAAAAUAUUUCUAUGUAGCAAAUUCAGAGAAUAGUGUAAAGUAAUAAUAAGGCAACAGUGACAAGAAACAGAGCAUAAGCAGCAGGGAAGGAUGUAUCGACUAUUGGCGCUAUCAGGGAUGGUGAACCAACAGGAUAAAACUACGGGAAGAAAUAAAAUAUAUGGGCCUAAUUUACAGAAUGUCCUGCAGACAAGUCAGAGCUUAAAACCAAACGAGAGUUCCUAGAACAUCAAAAACUCAAAGGAAGGUUUGGAUAAUGUAUAAUACACGCUAAUGAAUAUGCAUGUAACCCCAGCAAUGUAACCAUAUUUAGAGAACAGGAUUUUAAGCUACCUCUGUGCUCUUUGGCCAUUCGCCAAAAGCACCCCAGCACUGGAUUAUUUCAUCCUUUAUAAAACUAAAAAUUCUAAAGAGUGAACUCUGUUUUUCACAUACUGAAUGUGAUUUUAAAAACCACAGUUAUUAAAAAUAUAUAUCUCCAGUAAUUAAAACAUUCAAUGCUAGAAUAUUCCUGGUCAAUUAAGAUGAAUUUGGCCAACUAAGAUUCCCUCAGUCUUGAGCAGCUGCAUCCUGCCAUUGUCUCUCAAAUGCAGUGUACCUUUGGUGUGUACAAACCAGCUAGGUUGUGCAGGGAGUUGCCCCUGAGAUGUCAAGUUUGAGCUGAUGAAUAGAAUCAGUGAUGUCUUCAGGCACUGUGAUUGGUGAUUAAACUGUGGAAUAAGUUAUUUGCCUGUUUUAUGAAAUGCAGGUGUUGUUUUUCUGGUUUUUAAUCCUGGAACUCCCCCUUUGGAACACAAGGUAUGGGUUUCCUACUUGGUCACUUCUAAAGGAAGCUGGUAAAUGUAUGGCUGCAGUGUUUGCCUGGUGCUGUCCACUUGAACACUGCUCAGGUUUGAGUUUUCUGUUCUUGUCCUGUAUGCAGAUAAAGGCUUUUACCUUCAUCCAAAGAUGUUACAAAGAAGUCUUGAGUUAGUGUUUCAAGGGUGAAUAACAGAACUAUGAAAGAACAACAUCCUAAUUAGGCAGAACCUGUAUUUGAGCUUACAAGCCCUAUGGACGUGGCAGCAGGGGUGGGAAUCAAUCUACCUUUGCUGCUCUUGGAAACCUUUAUUCAAAGUGAGGUUAUUCUGGGUCCAUGAGGCGGUGCCAGACUCAACCUGCUAGCUCACCACACCACAGAGUGGGCUGCUCUCAGGAGUAAAAACUCCAGGUGCAGCUUAGCUAGGUCAGAGGCUCUGCAGCACAGGAAUAGUUGGAGCACCAAAGGUGGAGGUAAAGGCAAGGGAGAGGUCUUUUGUAUAGGUUCCAGAAAGGGUUUGUUCUUCUGUAGAGUCCAGGAAUGAAAGACAAUAAACACAGCUGUGCAGGGGUUUAAAUGGGGGGGGGUCUCAAAGGGAGAGUACACAGGGGAAGAUCCCAGGGUGGGAUAUACAGUUAACCAACUAAUAGGGGAGCACAAGAAGAGGGAACAAUUUAAACAAACCAAUAGGGCAGCAAAGAUUAGGGGAUUUCCAAAGCAGGGGUGGGUACAAAAAGGGGGAUUGACAAGGAACUUUCUGGACCAAGGGGCUGGUAUAAAGGGGAAUUGACAGGUAGUGGGAGGAGGAACAGGGAAUUUUGUGGACAGGUGUUCUGAGCCUGAGAGAGUUUCAGCCUGUCAGGGGCUCAUCUGUUCCCAGGGGAAAAGUUCCUGGGGACAGUUUUCUCUCCAGGAUUGUGUUAUUGUAAAUAGAUUAUAUUUCUCCAAACAAUACUGAACAGAUGUUCUUGGUGAGUUUACUCUGGUCCCACCAAUGGGACCAAAGGGGGUGUUGUUCCUUCUACCAAUCAGGGUAACCUGGUGGGAGAAUCUUUAUAAGGGUUGAGAAAACCCUGAAAUAAAGGCUUUCUUUGCCUUACGAAGCAGCUGUGUGUGUCAGAUUAUCUGAACAAUCCUCAAUACAUCAUGUCCAUCAGUGACAAACUUUCUGGAUAUAGGGGUAGGUCUAGGGGAAGACAGACAUCGAGGUAGGAAUGUACAACUUAACAAUAUAGGGGGGAAUGAAACAAACCAUUUGUAAAUUAAAUACACUACAAAUAACAAAACACAGGUCUAGGGAGAGCUUGACCCAAUUUCAAAAACAGUUGUAGCCUCUCAGGGUGUUUUGUCCCUUCCUUGCAGCUAGGAGCAAACAAAAGCAGUGGCCUUCCUCAUGUUCCCUUUGCUCUGAGAAUUUUGUAGUAUGAUUGCUGUGACUUCCACGUGAUCAUAUUCCACUGUAAAACUAAAGUUGCAUCAUCCUUGAGCAUCAAUGAAAGACCAAGUAUGGCUCUCUUCAAGCAACAGAAGGUGGAGGACGUUUACGAAAUUGAGGAAGAGCUGGGAAGUGGUCAGUUUGCUAUAGUGAAGAAGUGUCGAGAGAAGAGCACAGGGGUGGAAUAUGCUGCCAAGUUCAUCAAGAAGCGCCAGAGCCAGGCCAGCCGGCGCGGGGUGAGCCGGGAGGAGAUCGAGCGCGAGGUCACCAUUCUGCAGCAGAUCCUGCAUGCCAACAUCGUCAAGCUGCAUGAUAUCUACGAGAACAAGACAGAUGUGGUCCUCAUCCUGGAGCUGGUUUGUGGAGGAGAACUUUUUGACUUCCUGGCACAGAAGGAGUCUUUGAGUGAAGAGGAAGCAACCAGGUUCAUCAAGCAGAUUUUGGAUGGUGUGCAUUACCUUCACUCUAAGAAAAUUGCUCACUUUGACCUAAAGCCUGAAAACAUUAUGCUUCUAGACAAGAAUAUCCCUAUUCCACACAUCAAACUCAUUGACUUUGGCUUGGCUCACAAAAUAGAAGAUGGAGUUGAAUUUAAAAACAUUUUUGGAACUCCAGAAUUUGUAGCUCCAGAAAUUGUAAACUAUGAACCACUUGGACUAGCUGCAGACAUGUGGAGCAUAGGAGUCAUCACCUACAUACUGCUUAGUGGUGCAUCACCUUUCCUUGGAGAAACUAAACAGGAAACACUUGCCAACAUCACAGCUGUGAAUUACGACUUUGAUGAAGAAUUUUUUGGCAAUACUAGUGACCUGGCAAAAGACUUUAUUCAGAAACUACUGGUGAAAGAUACACGGAAGCGGCUUACGAUUCAGGAAGCUCUGUCUCAUCCAUGGAUAACGCUGAAAGAUGAAACCAAAAUCCAGGAGAACAAGAAGGUGGAGAACACACAGCUGAAGACGAAACGCCUGAGGGAGUACACAAUAAAGUGCCACUCGAGCAUGCCCCCCAACAAUAGCUACAUCAACUUUGAGCGCUUUGCCCACGUCGUAGAGGACCUUUCCCAUGUGGAGCAGGGUUUCAGCACCUUGGCUGCAUCCCACGAUUCCUUGCAGGAGGACAUGGAUGCUCUGCUUUCCAUUUAUAAUGAGAAAGAAGCUUGGUAUAAAGAAGAGAGUGAAAGCGUGAGGCACAAGGUGUCCCAGCUGAAGUAUGAAUACCGUAAAAUGGAGUCCCUUAAAAGGCAUUUGAAUGAUGAUAUCGAGGCUGUCGGCGCCAGUCUCGCAGGCGUGUGUGGGAAAUACGCCGAGCUGCAGAGCCAGUAUGACUCCCUCAGACAGGAACUUGCUGAGGAACUCAAGUGGAUACAGGAUUUAAUGAGCAGUUUUCAACUGGAAAACAAAGCUUGUAUGAACAGAAACUUUGACUCUGUUUUCAACAAAGAUAUUAAUGAAUCACUAAUGGAGCUGUUAAAUAGAUCUUGCUGUGAAGAAUUCCUUGCAGGGUUGAAUCUUGUUGUGACAGAAUCCCAUCAAUAAUACUGAGAUCAGGCUAAGUGCAGGGUUUGUUGCUUGUUUCAAUGUACAUCAGUUUAAAAAGGUUCCAGUGCAUAGAUUCUACACAAAAACAUGACCUAGAAUUAAAGUAAGUUCUGAUGUAUAGCACAAUCUAUUGACCAAAGCUAUACCCUCCCAGUGAUUUGUAGUGUUGAAGUUGUUUUUGGUUUUUUUUUUCCUGUGUUCAGUGUCUGAACUUACACAAACAAGAUUAUCACAGUGGUAUGGACACAUCUAACACCAAAGCCUUUGGUAUUGCCUAUAUUUUACUCUGCAUCAUUACAGUUCCUAAAGAUUACUGGGUAAUUAGUGUGGUAAAAAAGAAUAAGUCAGUCUGUACUUAAUAGAAACUGGAUGUCUGGAAACUAAUAAAAAUCCCCUUAUAGCAUCUUUGCUUGGCUGAAGGAAAGAGUUGGGUAGCCCUGCUACUGGCAGUUCUGUACACCUUAUGAGACAAAUAUUUGCAAAGGUUAGAUCUGUAAAAUAAAGCAAAUGGUUGUAGUAAUUUAACAUUUAGCUAGUACUGUGGAAAUUCUCUGUGAAAUGGCUGCCAAUGAAGAAUGUUAGGAUUAGUGUUUAGGCCAGUUGUGCAGGGUGAACUCUUCUACCAUCAAAGGUAAGGUGAAUUUUAAACUAAAGGAUUAAUCAACAGCUGAGUUUCCUGUCCUGUAUCAAAGAAAUCCUAUUCAAAAGACACCAUUGGGAGCUUGUAAUGAUCAAAUGACUGUGUAAUUUUGCAGUGUAAAUGUUGAUUUGUGACUAAGUGAUAACACAAUCCUCCGAUUUGUUUUCUACAGUGAAGAUUACAAAGCUACAACCAACUUAAUCUAUGGUGUGGCAUUUGAGACUAGUGUUUUUCAUAUAAAGAUUAUUUUCCUUAGAUUUUAAAAAGUAAAAGAAAAGUUUACAAACCUUAAAUCAUGCCCUGCUGUCUUGUAUUUCAAAUAAGUAGUUUGGUUAUACUGUAUUAAUAUGCACAGAUGUAUCAAUUUCAUUUUUGAGCACAAUAAAUAGUUAGUUAUGCAGGAUGCAAUUGUUCCCUGUGGUUGAUAGUGACUGAAAAAGAUGCCAAGUUUCUGUUGGUAUUUGUUGCAAGGUGACUGUUGUGCAUCUACAAGAAUCAGUGAGAUAAUAGCUCAAGUCCAGCUAGAGUGAAACUUUACAUAUAUAUAUUGGCAUAUAUCUUUCACUGGCCCUCCCCCUCCUCCUUUUGCAGAGAAGUUAAUGACCUAAAUAAACUGAAUUGUUGUUGUUCCUAA